AUGGGCCCUACGUCAAGAAGGUGCCUCGGCUGCCUUGCCGCCAAAUUUAGGCGGUCGGUUCCGCGUCCACGGUCAGAGGCGCGAGCGUUUCCCGUGAGCGGAUUCGAUGCCAUCAGUCAAGAUCAGGCCAUCGAAGAAGAAACGAUACCGGAGUACAAGGCGGAAUACUUUUAUCCCGUUCGUCUCGGCGAAGUCUUCCACAACCGGUUUCAAACCGUAGCCAAACUUGGCUAUGGCUCCUCGUCCACGAUAUGGCUCGCGCGCGACCUCUGCGAGCAUCAGUACGUGGCGCUCAAGGUGUACAUUCACAACUCGGCUCGGCACCGCGAGCUGCCCUUUUACGACCACCUCGACAAGUUCCUCCCCAGCAAGCACCGUGGGGCCCGAAAGGUCAGAAAGCUGCUCGCCUCUUUCGAAGUCGACGGCCCCCGUGGCAAGCAUGUCGCUCUUGCCCUUCAGGUGUCUCAGAUGAGCAUCCGCGACAUGGACACGGUGUUCAUGGACGGAAACGGAUUCAACGAGGGGUUCGUCCAAGGCGCCGUCAUAGAGCUUCUCGAAGCCCUCGACUUCCUGCACACCGAGGUGCAGUGCGUACACACCGACGUACAUCCCGGCAAUCUCCUGCUCGGGCUCGACGAUGAUUCGCUCUUCCAAGCGCUGGAGGAGAACGAAUUUUCUAGCCCCGUCCCUCGGAAGCAGCUCGAGGACCGGGUCAUCUACCUCUCCCGUCUGAUGAAGCCCAAGGCCGGGCCGCUGCUGCUCUCCGACUUUGGAGAAGCCAGGCUCGGCCCUGGCCCCCAUGCUGGGGACAUCAUGCCGAUCAUGUAUCGGGCCCCAGAGACGCUCCUGCGCAUCCAAUGGGGUUGUCCGGUCGACAUCUGGAGCGUCGGCCUCACCGCAUGGCAGCUCCUCGAAGGCAAGACGCUCUUCACCGCCCGCAAAGAAGAUGGCAGCUUCUCGGACGGAGUUCACUUGGCCGAACUUAUCGCCGCGCUAGGACCACCGCCCCCCGGACUCCUUCGUCGGAAUCACAAGAGAGCGCUCGAGUACUGGGAUGAGCAUGGAAACUGGGGCGAGUUUGUACCGAUACCGAAGGAGAGGACCCUCGAGGCAGCCGAGACCAAGCUCAAGGAUAGCGCCAAGUUCCUCCGAUUCAUCCGCAGAGCCCUUACAUGGGAUCCGGACACUCGCCCCACGGCCAAGCAACUUUUGCAAGACCCGUGGUUGACAGAGUAG
Molecule: messenger RNA, 1236 nt
Organism: Drechmeria coniospora
Lineage: Eukaryota; Fungi; Ascomycota; Sordariomycetes; Hypocreales; Ophiocordycipitaceae
Product: protein kinase domain-containing protein
Exons: 5
Coding region: 1-1236 (411 amino acids)
Biological process (GO): protein phosphorylation; regulation of mRNA processing; spliceosomal complex assembly
Molecular function (GO): protein kinase activity; ATP binding
Source: RefSeq, a predicted model, not a curated record